Molecule: messenger RNA, 1427 nt
Organism: Mauremys mutica (yellowpond turtle)
Lineage: Eukaryota; Metazoa; Chordata; Testudines; Geoemydidae
Product: ficolin-2-like
Exons: 13
Coding region: 9-1190 (393 amino acids)
Source: RefSeq, a predicted model, not a curated record
CGGCUGAGAUGCUAAUUAGGGAAGAGGCUAAGUGGAACUUGCUGUUGCAGAGCCCAGCACCAGCCAUGGGAAGAGCCGCACAGCAAACCCUCACUGCUUUACUCUGCAUAGCAGCAGCCGUUUGCAUGGGUGAGGACAGCUGUCCAGAGGUCAAGAUUGUGGGUCUCAGUGGUUCUGACAAACUCGCUGUUCUCCAAGGAUGCCCUGGGAUGGCUGGAGCCGCAGGUCCCAAAGGCGAACCCGGAGCUGCAGGAAUGAAAGGGGACAGAGGUGCUGAGGGGAUCCCUGGAAAGGUUGGACCAGCUGGGGAGAAAGGAGAGAAAGGUGGUGUCGGCCUCCCUGGAUCGCAAGGAAUCAAAGGAGACUCUGGAGCAUCAGGAAAAAUAGGGGAACGGGGACCUCCGGGGAUCCCUGGAAAUGCAGGACAAGCUGGCCCAAAAGGAGAAAGAGGUCCUGCUGGCCCCCCUGGAGUGAAAGGAGAUAAAGGAGAAUCGGGAACCCUUGGAACAGUUGGAGAGAAAGAGCUGGACAAUAUACAGUGUAAGAAAGGAGCAAAGAACUGCAAGGAGCUGCUAGCCAGAGGGAACAUCAUGAGCGGCUGGUACACCAUCUAUCCCCGUGACUGUAACGCCAUGACCGUGCUGUGUGACAUGGAGACAGAUGGUGGAGGAUGGAUUGUGUUCCAGAGACGGGUGGAUGGUUCUGUGGAUUUUUACCGUGACUGGAGUUCGUACAAGAGAGGUUUUGGUAGCCGGCUGUCAGAAUUCUGGCUGGGGAAUGACAAUAUCCACCUGCUAACAUCCCUUGGAACCAACGAGCUUCGUGUCGAUCUCAGUGAUUUCGAGAACAACUAUCAAUUUGCCAUCUUCAGCUCAUUCAAAAUUACAGGAGAGACCGAGAAAUACAAGCUGAUCCUUGGCGCCUUUGUUAAUGGCACUGCAGGGGAUUCAUUAACCAUCCACAACCACAUGCCGUUUACAACCCAAGACCGUGACAAUGACCUCAGUUCAAGUAACUGUGCCACAUCCUAUAAAGGAGCCUGGUGGUACAGGGAAUGUCAUUCAUCCAACCUGAAUGGAUUAUACUUGCGAGGAGCCCAUGAAAGCUAUGCUGACGGGGUGAACUGGAAGACCGGCAAAGGGCACAAGUACUCCUACAAGGUGUCAGAGAUGAAAUUUAGGCCCGUGUAGCCAAUCAGGGAGGCAGUUAUAGUAAUUACACUUCGCUCUUAUACAGCAAUUAUCGGCCUAUCAUAUCGAUCAUUUAUCUGGAGACGUGCUGAGAUGAAUUCUUUUUAUAGCACAAUGUUUUCUUUGUCUUUCAUGUUCUGUUUUUCUGCUCACCCAAUGAGAAGUGCAGCCACUUAUGUCACAGAAAAUAGAAAUAUGAGCUCAUUAGUCAGUCAUGGAAUGGGUAAAUCUCUGCAA